UGCUAUACAUGUCCUUCCAUCAACAACUCCACUAUCUUAUAUCCUGCCGACACACUAAUUCUCAAACCAUAGACCUUCUACCCACACCACACCAACACUCACUCUCUCUCUCUCUCUCUCUCUUACUCCUUGUGCACACCAACACACUCUCUCUCUCUUACUCCUUGUGCACAGUUCACAUUCUCUUCACUCUUCUUCUAGCUUGCUUCUGCUUCUACUCCCAUCUCAUCAUUCUGUGAAUCCAUACAUCCUCAUGAUGAAUUUUGUGUCAUUUGAGACGCCACCUCUUGGGAGACAAGAGAGAGUUGAUGCUAGCACCACCAUUAGGGCAAAGGAAGCGAGCUCUAGGGACACUUGCUUCAACAGCCAUCUCGACCUCAGCCUCGGCAUAUCCCUGUCUCCUGGUGGCAGCAGCUCCCAUGCCGCCGGUUGCAGCACCGCCAAAACGAGCUAUGGUGGUUGCCAAGGCAGCCGCAGCGACAACCUCGGUGGCACGAGCAGUGGCAUCGCCACCACUACCAUCAGUGCGAAUGUGCUUAACACCAGGCACGGCCAUGGCAGUGAUAUGACGGCCGGCAGUGGUUGGACGGCAGUGGCGGCGGCGUUCAUGCUGAGCCCGACCGGCUUCAUGCACCCCUGGAGCCUCGCCGCCCGGCAGCAGAAGGCGGCUGCCGAGCAGGACCGGACGCCGGCGGCCGCAUACGUGCCAAGAGAUGCUCGUGCCGUCCCAUUGCCGUCUGCCAUAGGCUGGCCGCCAGUGCACGCGUCCCGGCGCAACCUUGUCACCUCCACGGUCAUAGCAAAACCUGGCACCACCACCGUGGUGAAUGGACCGAAAGGCACGACGCUGCUUGCUAGCGGUGAGAACAAAGUGGUUGAGCCGACAGGCAGCACGGUCAUGGAGACACGGCCACAAGCGAACAUGUUCGCCAAGGUUCACAUGGAUGGUUACGCGAUUGGUAGGAAGAUCAACCUGAGGGCCCAUGGUAGCUAUGACUCCCUCUCUCGGAUCCUCACCAAGAUGACAAGAAAUUUCUUCUGUCCCAUGGAUUGUUCAGGUGCAAAUAUGGGAGAAGAAGAUUUUUCCAUAAGUGACAAGUUCAUAUUUCUGUAUGAAGAUUUCGAGGGUGACCGAAUGCUGGUUGGUGAUGUUCCAUGGGAGUUAUUUCUAGCAUCUGCUAAAAGAUUAUACAUUGCCCGAAACCCAACAUCAAGAGACAAAGGUCAUGAUGAAGGUGACAAGAAAGAUGCAACUGAAGAAGCAACAAUUAACUGAAGUCACCUAUAAAGCAAGUAGAUCAAAAUGUUGUGCAUCUGCACACUAUAUGACUGAACAUUUCAUGAUCUGACAUGUAUAGUUCUCAACUAGUGUCCCACUUCUUGUACUAGUGAAACUAGCUAGCUAGCAAUGAACAGUAUGUAUGUUGUACCAAUCGUCCUUCAUAAUCAAUGUGCAUAUAGUUUUUUAGCAUUACCACAUAUAAAGAAUUCUGCAAAGAGAAAAACAUGUAGAUGUUU
Messenger RNA from Phragmites australis (common reed), 1518 nucleotides. RefSeq names its product auxin-responsive protein IAA27-like. Gene Ontology annotation, cellular component: nucleus. The transcript is spliced from 5 exons. Bases 254 to 1276 code for a protein of 340 amino acids. The record is from RefSeq and is a predicted model, not a curated record. Lineage: Eukaryota; Viridiplantae; Streptophyta; Magnoliopsida; Poales; Poaceae. Gene Ontology annotation, biological process: regulation of DNA-templated transcription. Gene Ontology annotation, molecular function: protein binding.